AUGUCUUCUCUAAAACACGAAGAACAAGUAAGCACGGAAACCUUCGAGGGUCAGAUCGUAGAUGCGAAGAACGUCACAGAUGGCGAUUUGGCCAUGGCCAUCGCAGAAGAAUCUGCAGGCCUCGAAGUCGACGAGCGUACUUACAAUCGCCUUCUCCGGAAAAUCGAUUUCAUUAUGCUCACGGUUUUGUCUCUCAUCUCUGCCUUCCAGUACAUGGACAAGUCUUCCAGUAACUACGCCUCUGUCAUGGGAAUCAAAACAGACCUGAAAAUGGUGGGUAACCAGUACAACUGGGUUGGAACAAGUUUCUACCUGGGUUUUCUCAUUUUUGAAAUUCCCACGUCCUGGUCCCUGCAGCGAUUGCCACUCUCCAAGAUUACGUCUGCAUAUGUCAUUUUGUGGGGCGUUGUCCUGUGCCUUACCUCGCUGGUGCAUAAGUACUCCGCGUUUAUCGUCACCAGAACUAUUCUUGGUAUCCUGGAAUCGUCCAUUACACCCGCGAUGGUGCUGUUCAUGUCCCAAUGGUACAAACGCGAAGAACAGUUUUUCCGCACCGCUAUUCUUGUCGCUUGGAAUGGUAUCGGCGGUCUGGUAGGCGCUUCCAUUUCCUAUGCUCUUUACAAACGGGAACUUGAGGGCACUUUGUCCAUGGACGCCUGGAGGAUCAUGUUCAUCAUUGUUGGCCUUAUCACCAUUAUUAACGGAGUGCUUAUUGUUUUGAUCAUUCCUGAUGUCCCGUCCAAGGCUUGGUGGCUCACUAAAGAGGAGAAACUUUACGUCGUUGAGCGCAUUCGUUCCAACAAACAGGGUUACGGUAACAGACACAUCAAGUGGGAGCAGAUUUUUGAGGCUCUCAGGGACCCCAGAUUAUACCUCUACUUCUUCCUUCAAGUGGCCGUAGCCAUCCCCAAUGGAGGAUUUUCAAACUUUAGCGCGCAGAUGAUUGCUGGCUUGGGCUACAGUAAAGGCAAAGCCUUACUUAUGGGCAUGCCAACCAGUGGAAUUUCUUUCGUAGCUUUGGUCUUCUUCGGCUACCUGUCAACCAUCAGAAACCGUCGUUUAGACAUUGCGUUUGUUGGACUGGGGCUUAACUUGAUUGCUGGUUGUCUGAUGGCAUUUGCAAAGCCACUGCACGCCCAAUUGGGUGGUUACUACAUCUUUGGUAUCUCACCCAUUCCUUACAUCUGCAUCCUCAGUUGUAUUGCCUCCAAUAGUGCUGGCCACUCCAAAAAAGUUUUCAUGGGAGCUGUUUCAAUGAUCGGGUAUUGUACCGGUAACUUGAUUGGACCUCAAACGUUCAAAGAAUCGCAGGCACCACACUAUCAGGGAGCCAAGACCGCUAUUGUGGCCUGUUACUGUAUCGCCUUCGUGAUCUUGGCGGCCAUCUAUAUUGUAAACGUUCGCGAAAACAAGAGAAGAGACAGUUUGAAUGAGAAGCUUCCGCUAAGCAUUCAGAACGCCGAGUUUGCUGACCUUACGGACUUCCAAAAUCCUGAAUUUAGAUAUGCUAUAUAG
This is a messenger RNA of Lachancea nothofagi CBS 11611, 1515 nucleotides long. NCBI's taxonomy places the organism in Eukaryota, Fungi, Ascomycota, Saccharomycetes, Saccharomycetales, Saccharomycetaceae. The record is from the annotation of a GenBank genome assembly.